Molecule: messenger RNA, 723 nt
Organism: Durusdinium trenchii
Lineage: Eukaryota; Dinophyceae; Suessiales; Symbiodiniaceae
Source: the annotation of a GenBank genome assembly
CCACAUUAUAUAUAUAUAUUAUACUAUAUAUGAUAUUGACAUUUCCACACAAUGACGAAAUGAAUCUGAAUGAUUUAGGAACAGCUGAAUUUAGAUGCAUUACUGUACUAUACUCGACAGUAGAAAAGUUCAAGUUUGUGAUGUGAUUGAUUAACCUGACAGCUGCAGUCAAUCCAUGAUGGAAUGUAUUUGAGUGUACUUGAGACAUCAUUUGAGACAUGAUUCUCCUGGUCGCGUGCCCAUCAUGUUUCGGCUCUGAGACGUGCAGCCUCGGACCUUUGAGUAGCAGACAUGUUUCGCCGAGUAGCUGGCCGGCUGCGUUCGCACGUGCGCUUGGUCGCUGCCUUUGCCCGUCAACAGCCUGUCUCUCGGGCCGUGCUGCCCACGACGCUAGUCGCAGCUGGACUGGGAUCCUUCUUCAUACCAACCGCCAAGGUCACCCAAGCACAAGGCAAGGCAAAGAGAGUGGCCAUCUAUGGCGGCGCCUUCGACCCUCCCACUAACUCCCAUAUGACUUGCGCCAGCGAGAUUGUACAUAGUGGCUGUGCCGAUGAAGUGUGGCUGGUGCCUUGUGGACCUCGUCCAGACAAACCCAAGUUGAAGACCCCUGCCUUGGACCGAUAUUGUAUGUGCCAGAUCGCCGUGAAUACCGUGUUUUCCCCGGACUUCCCCAUUAAGGUUACUUGGAGCGGAAUCAAGCAGUUCGUGGGCAUAUCAGAUUAG